Messenger RNA from Cherax quadricarinatus, 2991 nucleotides. The record is from RefSeq and is a predicted model, not a curated record. Lineage: Eukaryota; Metazoa; Arthropoda; Malacostraca; Decapoda; Parastacidae.
AUGGUGCCGCCCAACAUCGUGGACGGUGAGAGCUCCGGUGACGUGAUGGUGCAGGAAGGUGCCAACAUCACCCUCAUGUGCAGUGCCAGUGGCACUCCCACCCCGUCUAUCACCUGGAGACGGGAGGACCACAUGAAUAUCAACCUCAACAAGACUUAUAGAGUGACUGAGUACAACGGAGCUAGCUUGCAGUUGGCUCGGGUCAGCAGAAUGGACAUGGCGGCUUACCUCUGCAUCGCCCGCAAUGGUGUUCCACCCAUCGUCAGCAAGAGGAUCCAAGUCAGCGUCGACUUCCCGCCCAUGAUGAGCAUCCCUCACCAGCUAGUGGGCGCGCCCCUGGGGUACAGCAUCACCCUGGAGUGUACCAUCGAGGCUCACCCGCCUGCCCUCACCUACUGGACCCGCGGCCAGGGAGUCAUGCUGCACCAAGGCCGCAAGUACCACAUCACUGAAAGGCCAGGGGAAGUGUCGUACCGCACACACAUGAAGCUCACCAUCAGGAGCCUUCGUAAGGAUGAUGACUACGGUCCCUACAAGUGCGUGGCCAAAAACUCCCGAGGGGAGACCGAGGGACUCAUCAAACUCUACGAGACGGAGCCUCCCACACCGGCGCCCACAAACCCUCCCUCCUACUUGGACAAGCUCUUCAAAGACUUUCACUACAAGACGACCAACAGCGUGGCAGGGAAGGGCCAGGGAGACAAGUUGGAGAACCAGUCUGAGCCCGGCGACGAGGAUGAAGAGAUCCUCAAUCCCGACGACCUUGAAGAGACGGAGGACCUGGACCAGCUGGAGGGGACGCGCCAGCGGGAAGACCGGAGGAGGCUGGAGGACGAUAUAAGACGCGAGAGAGGGCGCCCCCUGCAGGAGGAACAGGGACAUUACUUCACAAAUAUCUUCAAUGUCGCAACAGGUGUGGAGGCGUGGAUACCUGUGCAGUUGGUGGUGCUGGGAGUCGCAACUCUCCUCUACAACUUCCUCUUGUGAUGAACAUGACGUGCCAUGCUUAAAUCGAUUCUCCCAAUUGUGAAUAACCUUAGCUAGAGUUUCCACAACGUGAACUUGCUUUUUAUCGCUCUCUCAUCGUUAUCUUUUUUGAGAGAGAGAGAGAGAGAGAGAGAGAAUGAGAAUUUAAUAGACAGAUCUGUCUCUGGUGUGCUAUAAGUGUGACUCGUAGACGAAUGUUUAUUUUAUCCUGAUUUUUUAAAAUACAUUUAAUCCGGAUUUUUUAAAACUGUUUCGACAUUUUUUUCCUUUCGUGCUACAUCGCCAGAUGAUGCAAAUUAAGACUAUUUAUUUGACUUUUUAUGUAAAUAGACGUUGACCCCCCCCCCCCCGCAUAAAAUUCAACUGUUCAGAGCAAUAUUCUUCUCUCUUGGUUUCGAAAAGCAUAAUUUAAGCAUUUAUCUCCGGGACAUCAACGACAUAUCAAAAUAGCUCAAACUGAAGUCUACGUCAGUUCAAAACUUGAUCUACACUUCAAUAUCUUUACUCAAAUUCGCUAUACGCCACGAUUAGUAAGAAGUAAGUUUAUUCAGGUAUAGGUACACAAAUUCAGUUGCAUAAAUUAUCAUACACAGCAGCACAUGUGUAGAUUACCUAGUAUAACCCAAAAAAAAAAGUCAUUGUGAAACAAUUUCAUCAUUCUCAACUCGCCUAAAGACGGUCUUUUCCAAAUUAGCUAAAAACUUUGCCGGUCUUGAGAUGCACUGUAAAAUCCCCCAACAAAAGCCAGUCUUUUUAAAGACUCUGAGAAAGUUACUCUCAAAACAUUUAUCAAAUUAUUUCUAUUAAUUUUUGAAAAGGCUGGAUUAGCAAGCUAGCGGAACGACUCAGUCAUGUACGCGACUAAGAGUUCCAGUGACAGGUUGUCACAAGACAGAACCGCAUCAGGAGGCAUUUAUCCUGUUUCCAGGGUCCCCUUACCUACAUUCUAAACGAUGAAACAAAUACUCUGCGUAUUACGCUCAUGAGAAAGCUCUGACCAAACAACACUAGACAGAAACCCCACUAAACGACACCCGACAGAAACCCCACUAAACGACACCCGACAGAAACCCCACUAAACUUAAGAUACACUCAGUAACGCACACUUUACACACACAAAAAGAAAACACACAGGCCAAGUAUCUAUCGACAAGUGCCUUCGACAACUAGUAACUAUUACUAUCGUAAAGAGACAGACGUUAAAAAAAAUAUUCUUAUAAAAAUUCCUUGCCAAAUAACGUCCUCGCAAGAGCACAGGAGACACCCAACGAGACAAUAAAGGGCCCCCAUUCAACACGAGGAGCGUAAUAUUCAAGAAAAUGCGCAGGAAAGUAAGCGACAAAACAUUUAAUAAUACACAAACAUUCCAAGCAAAUACUAUUAACCAAUUUCCCCACUUAACAAGAGACAGGCACUCGACAACACCCCUGUCCAGUUAUAUACAGUCCAACCAGACCCACUGCAGAGAAGAGCCAAUCCAACCAGUCAAUCUCAUCCACGAAUAACACUCGAAAGCACAGAUCUUUUGAUCAUAUGCCCUGACCUGUACCCAAAUCAAUCCCAGUACCCAAUUCACUACCAAUUUCCCACGAGAGAUUGAACAUAACUACUGACCACAUUUAAGGAAAUGAUCAUUAAUAAUUCACUGAAGGGGCACCUCUAAGGAAAAUGUUUCGGUCCAUGGACUUUGAUCACGUUACGUACUGUACAUGUAUUUGAAGUGAUCAAGGUCCAAGGAUCGAAAUAUUUUCGAUAAAGGUGACUUGGGUGAAUGCAUUAGUGUCAGUGUUCGUCAGGCUGUUGCCUUAUUACUGACCACCUUAUUGGUGAAGCAACGACCUCACCAGAGAUGAGCUUACGUACCGCUGCAAAAACAUGAUACUUUCCAUCCACGAAAUCUUUUUCACAUACACACUAGUAGCGAAUUCCUGAAUUUAUUUAAAGAGUUCGGUACUUUACGAAGACGAUGAAUGAAAGUAUUCGUUAUGGGGUUGACAAAUGUUG